UGAGGAUAAUGUUUGAUCUUUUACUAGUUGUAGUAAUUGUUAUGUGUUGGCGUCUACAAAACUAUGAUAUAACGUCUGCUUUUGCUGAGAACAUAACUUAAAGCCGUGCUCAAUUUGAUGGAUAUAUUUAUUUUCACGCGACCUUGCAUUCCAGACUGCGCUUCGCCGAACGGGGCCGUGGGCGGGCCGGGCCGUGGAAUUCAAGCCGGGGCACGCCGAGGCAACACGUCACGCUCGGCCUCACCUUGUGCUCGCAACCAGGAAACCCGCGCGUGCAGUCGGCCCGAUCUUAAAAUCAGCUCGUCGGCUGAAGGGUGGGUGGGGGUAUGAAAUGCGGAAAUAGUGGACAUUUUGGACGGGUAAAGGAGGAGUGGUGCCCCAAAUUUCGUACAGCAAAACGCUGCAGGUGGGAACGAGGUAACUGAUUAACGAACUCACUUGGUGUGGCCAAGUCGUCCCGUUGCAUGUUGCAGGUGAGUUUGUGCGCAGGUGUUUUCCGUGCGUGUCCAACGUGGUCGUCCGGGAAGACUUUGCCCCGUCUUGAGGUGCGCAAAGGUUGCUAGACACGCCCCCUCCGGGCUCGCUUCUGUCUUUCCGCAAGUUAGUUUUGAGAAUAAUUUGCGUAACCCCGUUGUGAGCAUGCAGUUAAAAGUACUUGCAGUGACUGAAAAUGUCAAGUUUUUGUCCAGCCUUGUUCUUAUCACUGAUGAUAAUAUUGUAAAAUAAUGUUGGGAACUCGGAAACAUAAAGUGCUAAACGGAACACCCGUGCCUUAUAAGUCUCGAAGACCUGGAGCAAUCAUAAUCUAAACUGUGGUUGACUUCAUCUGCGGAGGUUUUUAAAUGGACGAAGGAAAAUAAUAAUAACAAAAACAAAACAAAAAAAAAAAAUCAGAAAAAUAAGUCCAGAUAGCUUAAGAAUGUUCUCAAGUCCAGCAAGGUGGUAUCUGUACUCAUACCCGGUGCCACAAGAUCCGUAAAUAGGAAAGCAGGGCAAUCAACUGCUGCAUGUGGAGCCGACUUUAACCUGGGUCGGUAGUGGAAAUCACAGCGCAAAGACUGAAGUACGGCUAGAUGUUGCCCUAGAACGUCAUGUUGGAAACUCCGGAGCCGACCCAGGAGAUCGAGCACUGGCUCUUUAGCCUCCACCUCUCCCAGUACGUGUCCUAUUUCCAGUCCGGCGGCUACCGGUCUCUAGAGGACUGCGCGGACCUCACAGAUGAGCGUCUCAGAGAGCUCAACGUACUCCCGACGGGGCACCGCAGGCGCAUUCUUCGCAGUCUGGAGGCGCUGGGUGUAAAGAAGCAAAACCACGGAGAAGAAGCCCAGAAUCCGCCGUUGUAUCGGAGAACAGUCUUCCUGGAGGAAAACAAAAGAGGGCGUUCCUGUCAGCACUAUCGUCUAAAAGAAUGGCAGCCGUCGGAAUUAGAAGGGAGUCAGACUUUGCCUCCGGGAGCUGGCCUCGGAGUGCAGAUGGAAGAAGGUGGGCCACCGCAACCGGCCCAACGAGAGCCUGAGAAUGUCCCGGUGUCCGUGUUAGAAGAACUCUGCUCCCCUGCCUCCUCCUCCAGCAGCACAGAGUCACUGGCAACUUCUGAAAUCCCAGCAGACUGGGAGAUUUCCGCCAAUUUUGUGGAGUCCGCUGGUGACGUCCCGACCCUGGUCGAGGAGCAAGGGUCUUCCCGGUGCGACAUGGUGGAGAACGCCAUCUACAACGCACAGCCCACCGCCGCCGUCUCCAGAGGCCCACGGUUGACUCGCUCUUACCGCCUUAGGCACAGACCUGUACCUGACAUCCCACAACAAGACAGGCGGGCACCACCAUCGCAAACAAGCGGGCCCGAACAGCCAACCGUCUGCAGGGGUCCCUCCGGUGAGAGCGGCGCACAGAAAGCUCCACUUCACAGAACCUUGACGCCCAUCGCUCCCUACGGAGAGACCUUCCUGUACAACAGCGCUCAAAGCGUUCCGGACCGGGGGCCCAAAGAAGUGGCGCCGAAGGACAAGUUGAAAAAGAAGAAGCAGAGAUCCAAGGACACAGACUCCGCCCCUGUUCCGACGAUGCCCGACCCUUACAACGACGAAUACUCCACGGUGGAAGAGUGCGCCAGCCUUUUGCCCAGUUUGCCGCAAAAUGCGGCCUCCGCUCCCGUCUCUCGCUGCUCUUCCGUGCUCACGGUGAACUGCGACCUCUACUCCAAAUCUCUCGAGACCUCCGCAGACGGUCUGCCCGACAUUUCCCCGUACGCGUGCUUUUACGGCGCCCCGGGACCUCACGUGCUAAAAAUGGGCUGGCUGGAUAAGCUUUCACCUCAAGGGAAGCGGGUCUUUCAACGGCGCUGGGUGCGGUUCGACGGCGAGAGCCUGGCCUACUACAACAGCGACAAGGAAAUGUACUCCAAAGGGAUGAUUCUGGCCACCGCCAUCCGACAGGUCCGAGGUUUAGGUGACAACAAGUUUGAGGUGGUCACCUCUCUUCGCACCUUCAUAUUCCGAGCGGAGAAAGAAGGGGAGCGCCGCGAGUGGAUGGAAACCCUUCAGACGGUCGCGCGGCCCUCAGCCCGCGGCGCCCAGACGCGCCGCAGCCUGCGCCGCCGCUCCUCCACCAACAAGCGAGGCGUGCUGGAGGUGCGCGCCUACAAAGGCAAACUUCUGGUGUCCCUGGCGGGGAGCAAAGUCAGGCUGUGCAAAACAGAACAGGACUACGAGGGGGGCCUGGCCAUCUGUGAAGUGGAGCUGACGGCCGCCAACGUUCGAGACGCGGACCGAAGGCUUUUUGAAAUCAACACGCCCUUCAAGAACUUUUGCUUCGCGGCCGACUCGGAGCAGGAGAAGUUGGAGUGGAUCGAAGCCAUUCAGGAAUCCAUCGCCGAGACUCUGUGCGACUACGAGGUGGCCGACAAGAUCUGGUUCAACGAGGCCAACCGUAACUGCGCCGACUGCGGCGCCGCCCAGCCGGAGUGGGCGUCGGUCAACCUGGGCGUGGUCAUCUGUAAGAAGUGUGCGGGGCAGCACCGCUCGCUCGGACCCAACGUCUCCAAAGUGCGGAGCCUGAAACUGGACAGCAGCAUCUGGAGCAACGAGCUCGUGGAGCUCUUCUUGGACGUGGGCAACCAGAAAGCCAACGGUUUCUGGGCCGCCAAUCUCCCCCCGGAGGAAGAACUGCACGGCGGCGCUUCGGCCGAGCAGCGCGCCACCUUCGCCCGCAGGAAGUACCGGGAGAGGAAGUACCGACGUGUCCUCGCGGGACCUCACGACUUGGAGCAGCUCAACAAGGCGCUGAGCGCCGCCGUGGUGUCGCCCGACGUGCUGCGGACCAUGGAACUGGUGUUCAGCGGGGCAGAUGUUAUGUGCGCCACUGGGGACCCGACCUGCACCACGCCGUACCUCCUGGCCCAACGCGCCGGCCAAAGGCUGCAGAUGGAGUUCCUGCAUCAGAACAGGCUACUGGAUUUCCCGACAUUUGACCGGCGGUCGGAGAAGACCCCGUCCGAAGCGUCUCCCUUCAUGGACGGCUUCCUCUACAUCUCCCCGGGCCACGGCAGGACACCUCCGGAUCGCCGCAGAGGAGACGACACGGCGCGUCGCUGGUGCACGCUGGAAGGCGGCUUCCUGACGUACUACGAGAGCGCGCAGAGCCCGACGGCGGCGGGCCGGGUGGCCGUCGCCGACGUGGUCAGCCUGGCCAUCAGCAACGCCGAGAGGAUGACCGGAGCAGGGGCCGUGUUCACCGUGGAGGUGUACCUGCUGUCGGCGCGGUCGCUCGUCAUUGGCGCGGAGACGCAGGAAACGCGGCGUGAUUGGAUCCAGGCGCUGACCAAGUGCUUGGUGCCACCCAAGGCAGAAGAUCUGGUGCAGAAGGACAGCGAGCUCGUCGGCCGACUCCUCUACAAGGAGGGCCACGACCUGUACCACUGGAGGAUGGGCUGGUUCGUCCUGGCCGGCUCCGUCCUGCACUUCGGCUCGGGCGACGAGGACGGAGACCGGGCGGCGCUUCACCUCAAACAGCUGCAGGAGCUCACCGUCACCACCCACACCGAGGGCGAGGAGAAGAUCCAAGUGCUGCUGAUGGUGGAGAGCGGAAGAACCAUUUACAUCCACGGAUUCAACGCGGCCGACUUUGCGCUUUGGCGCUCGGCCAUCACGCAGGCCGCCGGCACCGACGGCAAAGCGCUCGGCGACCAGCAGCUCACGAAAAACGGCGUCCCCAUCGUCGUGGAGAGUUGCAUUGCGUUUGUCACUCAGUACGGUUUGUGCCAGGAGGGGGUCUACCAGCGGCCCGGAGAUCCCAACGGGGUGGCGCAGCUCCUGGAGGAGUUCACCCUGGACGCCCGUAAUGUCAAACUUCGGGACAAGGAGCACCAACUGGAGGAUGUGACGGACACGCUGAAGAUCUUCUUAUCGCAAGCGGAGGACGCCCUGUUGACCAAGGAGCUCUACCCUUACUGGGUUUCGGCUUUGGAUGAGGAGGUCGAGAGCCUGAGAGUAAAAAAGUACUCCACUUUUAUUGAAAGUUUGCCCAAAGCCAACAGGGCAACCCUUGAUGCGCUGCUCCAACACCUUUACAGGAUUCAGCUGUGCCGGCACCUCAACCGCAUGCCGAGUGACAAACUGGCCUCGGUCUUCUCCUCCUGCUUGUUCCAGACACAGGGACAAACGCCGCAGGAGAUCCGCGUGGUCCUCGACCUCAUCGACAACUACGUUACGCUCUUCAACGUCAAUGAAGAGCAGGUGCGACAGAUGGAGAGGGAGAAUAGUUUCAUCACGCGCUGGAAUGACAAAAAGGACACCACAUUCUCGCCAGCUGGGGACUUGAUCUUCGAGGUGUACCUGGAAAGGCGAGGGCCGGAGAAUUGCUGUUUAAUCAAGGUCUGGCCCAGCAUGCGCUCGGCGGAGCUCGCGGAGACGGCGCUGAACAUGCGGAACAUCCCCUACGACGGCGACGACGGCUGGACCGUAUUUGAAGUCAUCGAGAACGGAGAGUUGGAGCGGCCGUUGCACCACAGCGAGAAGAUCCUGGAGCAGGUCUUGGAAUGGAGCGCGCUGGACUACCCCAGUUCGGCCUUUCUGGUUCUGAAGAAGUUGGCGUUGGCCAAACGGGACGCGGGAGACAAAGUGGAUCCGACGCAGCUGGUGAAAGGCGAGCAUCUCAAGUUCAGCGACGGCUGCUCCAAGCUGCUCUCCGGGCACAAGUUCCAGGACCGCUACGUGGUGCUGCGGGCCCACAAGCUGCUGCUCUACAGAGAUAUCAAAACCACAAAAGCCGAGAAGAUGCUCCAUCUCAAGGCUGCAAAAUGUUACCUGGGCCUGAAGAAGAAGCUGAAGCCUCCGAGCAGCUGGGGCUUCACUGUCUACACGGAGAAACAGCAGUGGCAUUUCUGCUGCGACGAGAGAGAGACGCAGGUCGGCUGGGUGACGGACAUCAUCAGCGCGAAGUUCGGCUCUGGCCUCCGCUCGGACCCGGGGGACGGCGCAGUUCAUGCGCCCUCCAAAGGGGGAGCCGCGGCUGACGGUGGAAUGCGACUGCAGCUGAACUCCGCGUCACCCAGACAGAUGUCAGAGAGGAGAAUUUCCCUCGCCCUCAAGAGCGCCAGCCCCGACGGUCCGAAGCCCACGGGCCCGCGGCGCUGUUCAGUCAUGGACCCAUGCCAGCCCUGCCCGGGGGCCUCGCCCGCUUCCCGGCAAAGUAGCCUGCGGACCGCCGGCAAGAGGCCCAGCUGGGGGGGCGGGGAUGGAAAGAUGCCCCCGAAUCUGCUGAGCGAGUUGAGUUCUGUGCUGAGCAAGACGGGCCGCGGCGCCGAGUGACGACCGAGGAGAGGUACGGCGGAGGUGGGACGCGCAAAAGAUUAGUAGCGUCAGAUGCAGUGAAAGUACAAAUGGAUACAAAAUGGCUUCCGAGAUGUGGACAAAAUACCGAGACUUUUUCAAAGCACAAAGAACACGACGUCGUUCGAGACUUGACCUCUGUUUAUUCUUUGUUUCUUGUACAUUGUCUGAUUCAUGUCGCUCUCCAAAUAUGGAACUUUAUUCUUCAAAUAUCCCGACGUUAUUAUUUCAGAAAAAUCUCAAAUAUACGAAAUAGCCAUGUAUGUGCGUAUGCUCACUCCCAAAGAAAUCAUAUCUUUUUUUUUUUUUUUUUCACGGUUGUUAAUCGAGUACGCCAAAUAUUAACAGAGACCUCCAUUUUUGGCGUUUAUAAAUAGCUCCCGACGUGAAGCCGUGCCCUCUCCUGGCUGCCCGUCAUCCGCACAUUCCACCCUCUAAUCUAGGUUCUAUUAAUGUCUCGGUUGAUAUUUACGGCGCGCGGAGCCUUUUAGCCUGACACGGCUGUAAAGUAUACGUUCAAACCCGGCCGAAGCUUUAUCUAAUUAAAAGCCGAGCGCGACGGGAAUUCCGCUGGGAUCGAGUCUGUAAAAUCUGCCGGUCGGUCGGGGUCUCCACCCCCCCCGCCCACCGCCCGACAGUUCCACCAGCGGGAGCGAACCACCGUAGAGCGGAGAACGAAAUGGGGAAAAAUCGCACACCUUCCAAUUAAAGCACGCCGGAUAGAAUACGGACGGAGAUCAUUAUUUUUCCCGCCACUGGAAUUGUGGCCAGUCUCACAAAAUUGGUUGCCAUGAAAUAAAAUUCUCCGGAUUGAGCUCCAAACCAGCGAAGAUGAGUCUGAUUUUGUGUUAGAAAGUCUUUAUAGCUUUCUGGCUAAAAACAAAAAAACAGUAGCAAUGUUUUUAGCCAUGACUGACUGGGGAAAUAAAAGGCUCUUACUUUGAAGAGCUUUACUUUUGUUCACUAACAAAGUAUUGAUACCUGCUUCCUACUCGCCACUGUUGUUUGCUCAUAUUUUGGACCCGCCACCAAUGUUUUGCGUACCCUCAAGGACGCACUUUUGAAUUUGGCGUGCUCGAGUACUUUGCCGGCCUUAUUCCGAGUCCAUUAUUUAUUUAUCCGCUUUAAUCUGAGCCGCCGGUACCUCCGCGGCAACCUUCGUCUUCGGAUUGUUUGGCCUAAAUGAGGUUAUCAACAAGGCCGGGGCCGAGAAUUGUCACGUUGCGAGGGGGUGGUGGUGAAAAAUAAACAUUUGCUCGUUAAAGAUUCAUGCCGCUUGCCCGAGUUGAGUUUUGUGCCCUUGUCGUGUUCGGCAAAGUCGCCGAGCACGCCGGCCGCCAAUCAAACAGCUUGAUUAUUAUUUCAUAAAAGUCAUUUUUCGAGUUGCGCCGCAUCGACAUGAACUCCGGCGUCCCCGACUGGGAAUGCUUCACUUUAUUCAUUUAUUUUUUUUCUGUGACAAUAUGGUGAAUCAAAUUUUAGGGCCAGCCCAAAAAUAAAAUUGUAUAGUUGCGGGGGGGGGGGGGGGGGAGAGGAGGUCAAGAUCAGUUGUAAUACAAGAAUAAUGUUACACAGUUUGGAUUUUGGAAUAUUGCAAAGCCAAUCUCAGUCAUUUUUAUACAUUUCCAAUCUUGAACAUUUACAACAUUAUGUCCGAAAUAUCCGACUUUAUUUGCAUGAAUUUUCUGAAUGUUUUUUUUCCCGAUUGUUUGCAGCCCGGCCUGCCUUCGCACUUUGGCACCGAUUUUUCAGGUGGAAUCGCAAGAUCAAAUUUGCAAUGUCGACGCGUCCGUCUUGUGUAUUUUUUUUUUUCCCCCUUCAUCCCGAUGAAUAUUUGAUCGGCCUUGAUUACAUAUUGGUUUGCUUCAAUCCGGGCUGCAUAAUGAAGGGUGAGGAGGCCGCUUGAAAAAAAUCUCAUUCCGCCGAAGCACAACCGACUCCCAUUGAAUGUUAUUGACACCCCCCCCCCCACGCCACAGCAUAAACCCCCCCCCCCCCCUCCUUUGGGACCCUCAGGCUGCUCUUAGCUUUUAAUCAAAGUUAACUAAAUGAGUAAAAAUGUCGAGAUCCUUGGCCGCCGCACAUAAAACAAAUGAAAGCCCAAGAUGGUUGGUCAGGGUUAGUUUCGUUUAUGAUCAAUCAUAUAAAGCAGAGUGCUAAUCACGUAAAAAUGAGCCAAUAAGAAUCACAAUAUAUACAGUGAAGUAUUUGACAAGCGGAGGUCACGGUUGUUCUCGUAGUAACUUUGACACGUCCAGGCACCCGUUUCGAGCACUUCCUUCUGGUCCAAUGAUGGUACAUGUGCAUUCUUGCCAUGGAUAAAAACUUUCUUUUUUUUCUUUUUUUUUUGUUUUUUUUACCCAUGGCUUUUCGUCUUCUUUUCCUUUCGGCUUGUCCCGUCAGGGGUCGCCACAGCGUGUCAUCCUUUUCCAUCUAAGCCUUCCUCUCUCUCCUCAUGUCGUCCCUCACCACAUCCAUCAACCUUUUCUUUGGUCUCCCUUUCGCUCUUUUGCCUUAAAAAAAAAAAAAAAAAAAAAAAAAAAGUUUAAGUCCGAUUUUAUGUCUGACAGAAAAAAAAGUUACUUUUCAUACAAUCCAAAAUGUUUUUGAGCGUGGCUGUCAAUAGAACUUACUCGCGACGUAACUACGAUGCCGCUCCUGUAUAACGUGGCAAAAAUGCUCUUUCAAUGUUUCUGUAACGGCUGACAAGCGCAAACUCUGAUUUAUGUCAGAUUUUUGAUGUGGAUUUUCGCAACGCGAAGCAAUCAGCGAGCGUGCCGUCGCUUGCUUGGGAUGGAAGCGCUCGAUUGUUUUCCAGUCACUUUCAUUUGCAGUCGUCGGUGGUGAUUAAAGCGAGGAUCCGGGCUUUGUUCUCAGUCGCUAAUUCCUCUCUUUUGUUCUCCUGGAGAAGAAAAAAAAAAACCCAACCAAAACAUCAAAAAGUCACCUUUUGUUUUCGCUCCGAGUGUUUGACUGGAAUCAAACCGUUCCUUGCGGCCGUCCUUGGAUUCAUCGAGUCUUUCUCAAAGCGCUUUCUCUCUCUCUCUCUCUCUCUCUCUCUCUGCUUAAUUAUCAUUAAUCGGGCCUUGUUUGUUGCGAGCGUGCUAUUUGGGUCAUGAAUGAAAGAGGGACUGUCCUGAUUUCUGAGCGGCGUCAAGUUCUUGUUUUCCUCUUGGUUUAACAGACACAUUGUCGAAAUUUUGGCAUAUCGCGUAAAAGCUCGGCUGUGAGCUCAUUUUACGAUGUUCCGCUUCAAAAUGGCUUUCACUCUCGAUCCGCUGUCAGGUCCGUAAGAAGACACAAAAGUCCAUCAAAGUCAGGAAAGUCGUCAUUCUGGUCAAGGAAGCAGACGACAGAAUGUAAAGAAUUGUAUAUUUGUUACAGCAUGUUUUGCCUUAGUUCAAUGGACAUUGUGCUGCUCCUUCCGGUGUUGAUGAUGUUCAACCCAAAUAUGAUGAUUAAGCACACCUGUUUUCUCCCAACAAUAGAAAGUCGUGGAAGAAAUACGGGGAGGUAAUAAAGGGUUUAUUACACGGCAGCAUGCGAUGAUCUAGUCCAACCUGUGCGACGAAUAAAGCAGCCGCCGACUUUUUAGUGCCCGCACAGCAUCGUUGGAAUGAGCGACGGUAAGUCUGCAAGUCUCAGCCGGCCGAUGGCUAUUUCAUUAAUAUUGCAGCUAAAGACAAAAAUGAUGCGGGGGUUGAAGAGUGAAAUAAAAUGGCAAUAAAAAACGCUCCGGCUUUAUUGCCGUCGGUAAAUUGGAAGAUGACAACGCCGUCCGUGGUCUUUUUUUUUUUUACGGAAUUUUGUGCACCUGCGCCAGUGUUGCCGCGAUUUCAAUGCGGGAAAACAAAUCCCGCCCGCGGAUUAGCAGGCCCCCUCGGGCGCCCCUCGUCACUCCUACGCAAACUCCCGUCGCCGAGCGCGCUUUUUUUUUUUUUUGUUGGGUUUUUUUUUUUUUUGCUUAUUUCCUCUCCCGGUGUUGUGUUCAUUUCACCUGCUCGCUCAGUCUUCUUUGUUUCGGUCGACGGGGAGAAACCCCGCCGCAUCCAACUGCGAGUACGCCGUGUUCCAAAUCAUUAAGCAUAUGCUGUUUUUGUUCAUUUGCCCGCGUCGUGCAACGCAAUGGAGAGCGACGACACGACGCGUGAUCAACAGUUAUGCAAUGAACGGAAAGGCCGUUAAUCCUUUCCUUUGCCCCAAAACCUAUUGAAAUGUUAUUUUUCUUCCAGCAACAUCGCACUCUAUUACUAAUGUGCUUUAUAAAAACAAUCUGUACAGUACAGACGUCUCCCUCCGCUCCUUUCAGCUCAGCUCAUUUCCUUGCAGAGGAUAAAGAAUACAUGACUGUGAGUACUCUUAUGUUUCAUCUAAAUGUCUUACUGCACUGUUGGUUCAAAGAUCA
Molecule: messenger RNA, 10230 nt
Organism: Syngnathoides biaculeatus (alligator pipefish)
Lineage: Eukaryota; Metazoa; Chordata; Actinopteri; Syngnathiformes; Syngnathidae
Gene: arap2
Product: ArfGAP with RhoGAP domain, ankyrin repeat and PH domain 2
Exons: 33
Coding region: 1092-5804 (1570 amino acids)
Biological process (GO): signal transduction
Molecular function (GO): GTPase activator activity; protein binding
Source: RefSeq, a predicted model, not a curated record